Molecule: messenger RNA, 4009 nt
Organism: Panthera uncia (snow leopard)
Lineage: Eukaryota; Metazoa; Chordata; Mammalia; Carnivora; Felidae
Gene: M6PR
Product: mannose-6-phosphate receptor, cation dependent
Exons: 7
Coding region: 2774-3610 (278 amino acids)
Biological process (GO): protein targeting to lysosome
Cellular component (GO): endosome; trans-Golgi network; Golgi apparatus
Molecular function (GO): protein domain specific binding
Source: RefSeq, a predicted model, not a curated record
GGUCUGCGGCUGGCCCCUCGCUGGCCCUGUCUCCCAGCCCCAGGCAGGUAUUCAGCCGGGGAUUCUGCGCCUUGGCUACUCCCUUUGCCCGUGACACGUGAGUAUGAGGGGCGUGGAGGAGGAGAGGAGCUGGAGAGCGCUCACACCUCGGCGUCCGUGACAGGGGCUGGGAUCCCGAAGUCAGCUUUGGCCAAGGUUCUAGCCCAAAAUGCAGCUAAGGAGCCCUAGGGCAGCGUGGAGGCGCAGGCGCAGGCGUGAGGGCAGGGAGUUACGAGUCCCGAAGGGAGCGAGGGAGAAAAGACCUACCCAGACCCGAGAGGGAAUUGACGGGUAUUGGAAAGCAGAGAAAGGAAGGACCCUAGGUAUGGAGUCGUUUGAGGGAUUACUGGCUACCUGUGGAAGGAAUUUUUGGCCUGCAUCGAGAAGGAAGUCAAAGUGGCAUCAUUUGGAGAGGAUACGGCCCUAAGCGAUUGGAAAGUCAGGAGACGAAGACGGAACGAGGAUUUCUAGAACCCUGGAAGAAGUUUGAAGGGGAUGCGUGUGUGAUACGGAGAAGCUCAUGGAGGGCUUAUCUAGUGUUUCGCUUUGUAGGGAGCUUCCGCUCUUGGGACACAGAGCUACUUCUCUAAGGCUUUGCAGCGUUGGGCCUUUUAGCUAAUUAGAUUCGCUCUUCCAACGGUGUAGGCUGCUGGAGACAGGCGAUAAGGGCUGCUACCUCGGGAGUGAGCCAGAGAGCAGAAAGUAGAAAUUCCACUGAAAAGUGGAAAAUGCUCGUGGCUAGUCUUGAGGGUGGGAAAGAGUGGGACAGAGCCCCAGCGAUGUGAACUGCUUCCCAAUUCCUGCCUCCGUCAUUGGAACAUCCCAUUAAAGAGAUUUAUUUAUUUAUUUUUUUUUUUUUUUUUUUUUUUUUGCAUUACCGAAAUAGAUCUGUCCCAGAACAGGACAAUUGAAGGGGAUUUUUCAAAAUCUUAAAAGUCCUACUCUUUAUUUCCAAAGUCUCUAGACAAACUAUGGCGCCUCAAGAAUCUAAUUGUAGCACAUUCAAAGGGAAGUACGCAGCCCUUGGAUUUUAUACUCUUCCUAACAAACUUUGGCCCCUCUGUACUUUCCAGAAAAUUGCCAGCAAGUAGCUUUGUGCCAUGAAUCCUCCAGGUUGUCCCACUAAUUUCAUACAUGUUUAAUACUUGGACAGCCUAGGGCAAAUCAUUUAACCUCUGUAAGCAUCAGUUUCCUCAUCUGUAAAAUGAGAGAAAUCAUACCUGCUCUUCUGGGUUGUGAAGAUUGCCAAAAUAUGAUCUAGAUUAAAAACACUUAGAGCAUUUGCCACUGAAUCAAAAGAAGCAGUUCAAACAUACAGAUAAACCUUACACAGAAAAGAGAAUAAUGUAAGUUUGACAUCCUAACUUCUUAAACCAAUAAGCAAAUGAAAGAGAGUUCAACUCAACUAUUGCAGACCUCAGGGUGUUUAACCCUUCAUCCUAUUCUUUGUUCUAAUUUGGGAAGAGAAAUCAUUAACUGUUAACAAAUAAGGAACUGAUUCUGAGGCCAAAGGACACAGCCUUAUGUGUGAGCAUCCCUCCAGAAAACUGGUCCUGGGGAAAAAAAAAAAAAUCUCAAAAGUCCAGAAUGUUGAAAUUUUAAGUUAGAUCCUGAGACCAUAUACGGAAAAUGGCAUGUUCAAUCAGUCCCAUGAAAAGAGUCUCUUAUUAAUAGUUUUUUUUUUUAAGAACUCAGCUGGUCACAUAGUGUGCUGAGCAAUGAAUUUAGGGAAGGCAGGAGUCUGAGGUUUGAGUUCUUUAUUCCAACCUCUGAACUGUGUGAGGAGUCACUUCCCCCUGCUUUGUCAGAAAGAAAGCCGAGCUUUGGCUGCCGACUCAGAUCCCCAGAAAACUAAUGUGAAAGGAGGUAACAUGAACGUGUGGUCCAGUGUAGACCGUGAGCUCUGGAGUUAGACUUUUCUGGUCCAUCCACUAACUGUGCCUCACCUUUUUCAUCUGUAAAAUAAAGACAACAAUUGUAUUCACUGCGUAGAGUUUUUGUAAGGACUAAUUAGUUAAUGCAUGAUAAGUGCCUUUAACAGUAGAAGGCAGGCACUCUAUUAAGUUUCCUAUUGGUGCUUUAAAUGUGUAUGGGGCCUCAGACUUUAUGGCUGGUGAUAAUUAUUCUAUGGAAACAUUUUAUUAAUAUUACUACAGUGAAUUGAUGUUGGAAAUAGUACAGAGUCAGAGAGACAAGACAACUUCCCCAGCAUUUGUUGUUGCCCUAGUGGAACGUGGAGAACACAAGGCCAGAUGUAAGUUGGUUUAGGGGAGCAGAGAAAAUUCAGGGCUCAGAGCUUCCAUUUUCCUGUUUUUAAACUUCUUAGUACCCAUUUAAUCCUGCCUAGCGUAUUAACCAAAGUUCAGACUUGUGGUAUGGAAGCAUGCUGUUAUACGUGAGGAAAGUUUGGAAGAAUUCAAUCUUUGUACCAUAACAGUGAGAGUUAUGAAAUUAACAAGUAGCAGUGGCCUGAAUGAUCAUCAGCUAAGAAUGGAUACCAGAGUGAAGUCUUCUGCAAGGGUAAAUCAGAAUGUCCUUGGGUGUGGGGAUGGAUUAGAGAAAAGGCGUCUGGGAAACGGAGCCAUGUGUUUCCAUUCCUAGAACAGUACAAGGAACAGGUGAAUUGGAAAGUGACUUAGUGAUUCCCAAGAAUUGCCAGCAAUUUGGAGGAUACAAAGACAACUGUCCUGGACAUUUAGAAACUCUUGGGAUUUGUGACAUGUAGAGCCUGAGGAUGUUCCCCUUCUGCAGCUGCUGGAGGACUGGACUGCUCCUGCCACUGCUCCUGGCUGUGGCAGUAAGAGAAUCCUGGCAGACAGAAGAAAAAACCUGUGACCUGGUGGGAGACAAGGGUAGAGAGUCAGAGACAGAGUUGGCUCUACUGAAGAGGCUGCAACCACUGUAUAACAAAAGCUUUGAGAGCACUGUGGGCCAGGGCCCAGAUACAUAUAUCUACAUGUUCAGGGUGUGCCGAGAAGCUGGCAACCGUACCUCUGGGGCAGGCCUGGUGCAGAUCAACAAAAGUAACGGCAAGGAGACAGUGGUAGGGAGACUCAACGAGACCCACAUCUUCAAUGGAAGUAAUUGGAUCAUGCUGACCUAUAAAGGGGGUGAUGAAUACGACAGACACUGUGGCAUGGAGCAGCGUCGUGCAGUGGUGAUGAUCUCCUGCAAUCGACACACCCUAGCGGACAAUUUUAACCCUGUGUCUGAGGAGCGAGGCAAAGUCCAAGAUUGUUUCUACCUCUUCGAGAUGGACAGCAGCCUGGCCUGUGCCCCGGAGACCUCCCGCCUCAGUGUGGGUUCUAUCUUACUAGUCACGUUUGCAUCACUGGUCGCAGUCUACGUCAUCGGGGGGUUCCUAUACCAGCGACUGGUGGUGGGAGCCAAGGGAAUGGAGCAGUUUCCUCACCUCGCCUUCUGGCAAGAUCUUGGCAACCUGGUAGCAGAUGGUUGUGACUUUGUGUGCCGUUCUAAACCCCGAAAUGUGCCUGCUGCGUAUCGUGGUGUGGGGGAUGAUCAGCUGGGGGAAGAGUCAGAAGAAAGGGAUGAUCAUUUAUUACCAAUGUGAUUGCACUUUAAAUGCCCAGCUGCUUCUUCAGUCCCCCAAACCAAAGCAUACUCAGCCAGAUUUCUUAAGCAGCGUCCACUCCAGUCUCUCAUCCCACCCUUAAUAUUGCUCUUGCUUUCCAGUUUGCUUUUGAUUUGCAUCCUCUUCUCACUAGCAGAAAUGCCUUUCCUUUUUCCCCGAUUGUUUUUCCUCUAGAGAGGUACAGUUACAGGACAGAGAUAAAAUGAUAGGGCCUGUGCAAAAGAGGCUAUUACACUAUCUCUUGGUGUCAGAAGGUACAAAUAGGAUAGUCCUAGUGAGCAAAAAAGCGUGGCAGGCUCCCUGACCUUUUUAAACACAUUUUCACAAGUUUUUGAGACACUGGAUUUAAUUAAAAAAAAAAAAAAAAAAGGCAAGAAA